Jatropha curcas is the source of this 318-nucleotide messenger RNA. Lineage: Eukaryota; Viridiplantae; Streptophyta; Magnoliopsida; Malpighiales; Euphorbiaceae. The record is from RefSeq and is a predicted model, not a curated record.
AUGGCGCGAUGUUACAUUUUGGCUUCUGUGCCAAAUGUUUUGCAACAUCAGCAUCAGACGAUGGACACAGCUUUUGACAUGCUCGAAAAUCUCAAGGAGAUGUUUGGAGAUCAAACUAGUGCAGCAAGGCAAAACGCACUGAGGGAGAUUCUUACUUCCAAAAUGGAGGAGGGGACCCCAGUUAGAACUCAUGUCUUGAAGAUGAUGAGUCUUCUGAAUAACAUGGAGGUUCUUGGUGCUGAGGUUGACAAUGCUACACAGAUAGAAAUGAUCUUGAACACUUUGCCAGCCAGUUUUCAGCAGUUUCGUUUGAUUUGA